UAAGGCGUGGCUUCCGCUCGGGGCGCCUGAAGGAGACUUGGAGACAGCUGGGUCGUACCGUUUUUGUCGUUAGGAGUCGUCGUCCCCGCCAGUGCCCUCAGUCGAUGAGGAAGAUGCUCGCCGCCGUCUCUCGCGUGUUGUCGGGUGCCGCCCAGAAGCCGGCAAACAGAGUACUGGGGGCAUCCCGUAAUUUUGCAAACGAUGCUACAUUUGAAAUUAAGAAGUGUGACCUUCACCGACUGGAAGAGGGCCCUCCUGUCACAACGGUGCUCACCAGGGAGGAUGGGCUCAGAUACUACAGGAUGAUGCAGACUGUUCGCCGAAUGGAGUUAAAGGCAGAUCAGCUGUAUAAACAGAAAAUUAUUCGUGGUUUCUGUCACUUGUGUGAUGGUCAGGAAGCUUGUUGUGUGGGCAUGGAAGCUGGCAUAAAUCCCACAGACCAUCUGAUCACAGCCUAUCGGGCUCAUGGCUUUACCUUUACUCGUGGGCUUUCUGUACGAGAAAUUCUCGCAGAGCUUACAGGACGAAGAGGAGGUUGUGCUAAAGGAAAAGGAGGAUCAAUGCAUAUGUAUGCCAAGAAUUUCUACGGGGGCAAUGGCAUCGUGGGAGCUCAGGUGCCCCUAGGAGCUGGGAUUGCUCUGGCCUGUAAGUAUAAUGGAAAAGAUGAGGUCUGUUUGACUUUAUAUGGCGAUGGUGCUGCUAAUCAGGGUCAGAUAUUCGAGGCAUACAAUAUGGCAGCUUUGUGGAAAUUACCUUGUAUUUUUAUCUGUGAAAAUAACCGCUAUGGAAUGGGAACGUCUGUUGAGAGAGCAGCAGCCAGCACUGAUUACUACAAGAGAGGUGACUUCAUUCCUGGGCUGAGGGUAGAUGGAAUGGACGUCCUGUGUGUCCGGGAGGCAACAAAGUUUGCAGCUGCCCACUGUAGGUCUGGAAAGGGGCCCAUACUGAUGGAGCUGCAGACUUACCGUUACCAUGGACACAGCAUGAGUGAUCCUGGAGUCAGUUAUCGUACACGAGAAGAAAUUCAGGAAGUAAGAAGUAAGAGUGACCCUAUCAUGCUUCUCAAGGAUAGAAUGGUGAACAGCAAUCUUGCCAGUGUUGAAGAAUUAAAGGAAAUUGAUGUUGAAGUGAGGAAAGAAAUUGAGGAUGCCGCCCAAUUUGCUACAGCUGAUCCUGAACCACCUUUGGAAGAACUAGGCUAUCACAUCUACUCCAACGAGCCACCUUUUGAAGUUCGGGGUGCAAAUCAGUGGAUCAAGUUUAAGUCCAUCAGUUAAUGGGAGACUGCAUGUAAUGGAUGGUUACACCUUCAGUGGGCUGUCUGACAGCAACUGUAAGGAGCUCUUGUUCUCACCCAUAGAAUGUAUGUAGAUUAAGAUAGUAAUUGCAUGCAGUUUAUACAGUGUUGCAUUAAAGGCUAUGUUAGAUUUGUAUAGGUAAUACAGACUUUGCUUAACCUUCUUUCAAAUUAUUUCCUUAAAAUAGUUCUGUUUGAUUUGGUUGUAUACUAUUUUAACAAGCACUUUGUAGUUACUGAAAAGAAAAACAAUUCCUUGUAUGCCUGCCCCAUUCUGGCACCUUGUUGUGGGGAGGGGCUCACUUCCGUCUCUGGCCCAACCCCCAGCUAACAGCAUACAUUAAUGCGCACACAUGUCCCUGUGAGUGUACAUGUUGGUUCAGAAGCCUGCUCACACUCACUACCAUCCAUUUCUCCUAAAUAAGACACAACAUGUACUGUAACCAGGCAGUGGAUAGGACAGUUCCAUUUUUAAUAGGAUUACUUAACAGUCAUUUCAAAGGCCAAAUAACUUAGUUAUCUGCAUUUUUACAUUUAAUAUAAACACAGUUCAAAAAAGAAAUUGGCUUCAAGUAUAAUUAACCAGUUAAUAUUAACUUAUAACCUAAAACAGUGAUGCCCAGCCUUAUUUUAAACACUCAUUGUUUUAUCUUUGCAACAAGUGCUACAGGGUGUGCUGAUUUUUUUCAUUGAAGUAUUUUAAAAUUUAUUUUAAGAAUUCCAUAAUACUCUGGAUGUCGAAAUGCGGGCUCACAAUACAUACAGUUCUAGUCACCUUUAAAACAUGUUGAUAAGCAGAGGCAUAAAACAUGUUGAUAAUUGACUGGUUAAAACAUUUCAUUAACUCUUUAGAACUUAAAAGUUUUUUAAUUGUUUAUGUAUAUCUGAGAAGCUUGAACAACAAAGUUGUUGACUCCGUCCCCUGGCUUAAGUGACAGGUUAAGCCUUAUCUUGCGUGGCCAGGGCGCCCUUAGUCUGUUUUCUGUACUGGGAUACUGCAGUCCAGAGCCUGCAGAGGAGCCCGCCACUGUGAAACAAAAAAAGAGUCUUUUAGAGCCAAAAGAAAACUUCAAAGCAACACCACAGAAUACUUCUUUAUGGAAAAAUCUAUAGUAUAUAAUUCUAGGCUUGUCUACAUUUUCCCUCUUGUCUAAAAAACAUAGCUAAAAUAGGGUUAUGUUCUUUUCACAUAUGGAGGUGACACUUAAUGCCCCAGCAGGAGUGGGGCAUGGCCUUAGAGGUAUAUGCAGGCAUGCUAGUGGAUCUGUGCAGAGCAGUCCAUUUAAGAUGACAUAGGAACCAGAAUACAGGUUGCAAUUUAAAGAAGGGUUUGGGUGUAGCACAGAAGGGGGAGAGUACAUCUCUUUCGCAUUCUUGCUUUUCCUAUGGGGCCUUUAGCUUCUGCCACCUCUUGGCUUUACUCCCAACUUGAACCUGGGAAAACUGCAGUUUUGAGUUUUCUAACUAAGCCGUAGGAAAAGGAAUCAAUUUAAUGAAGGGGGGAAAGGCAGCAGCACUUUGUUUCCUACUACUUUAUUUAAAAGCAUAAUCACAUGGAAAUAGUCAUUUUCUAUUGUACAGAGUGUUCUGAGGCUGUUCUUACCAUAGUCCAAGGUAUCUGAGGUCUUCCUUAGUGACGUCAUUAAGAAUGUCAGAAAGUGUAUAACCCUCUUUAACAAUCUGAAAUAAAGAUCAAAUACAUAGGAGUUAAGCAGCUUUGUAAUAAUAGCAUAGGAAUGUGGUUUUUUGGUUAUAUAUUUACCUUUUCAAUAGUAUUCGCAUCUGCUCCUUGCAGUUGCAACCAGUCUACAAGCUCUUGAUGUGUUUUCUGCCCAUGAGAUGAUGCUGGGUUCUCUGUAAUAAUUACAAGUUUGUUGUACUGUAUAUUGAUGUGCAACAAUAAAACUUCAAAAGCGACAAGGUAGAUGAAAUAAAUCUUCCAGAAUGUAAAUGUGAUGUGAAAAGGAAAUAAAUCCAGCCUAUCUCA
Molecule: messenger RNA, 3284 nt
Organism: Molossus molossus (Pallas's mastiff bat)
Lineage: Eukaryota; Metazoa; Chordata; Mammalia; Chiroptera; Molossidae
Gene: PDHA1
Product: pyruvate dehydrogenase E1 subunit alpha 1
Exons: 11
Coding region: 105-1277 (390 amino acids)
Biological process (GO): pyruvate decarboxylation to acetyl-CoA
Cellular component (GO): intracellular membrane-bounded organelle
Molecular function (GO): pyruvate dehydrogenase (acetyl-transferring) activity
Source: RefSeq, a predicted model, not a curated record